CUCCCACGUGACUGCGGUCUUUUUCACUGUGAUGUAUAGGAAGUGUCGUCUGUGAACUGCAAAAUAGUUAUCUAAAACAACACGUGUGCUCUUUCAAGAUCCGAAAGCGUCAAGUGUGUAGAGAUUUGGAAAAGGAGUUUCACUGGGAGGGAGUUUCUAUUUCUACUGUCUCCAGUGCCCUCUAUUGGCCGUGAAUCAGGCUGCAGGUAGCGGUGCCAUGAGUGAUAAGGAACUGCUAGAGCUGCCCAUGAGCCAGGGCAAAUUUGAGCAGAUUUGGGGAGACCUAGGAUUUGGUGAGCUGAUCAAGGAGCUGCCUCGUACCAACAGUGAUGCUUGGCUUACUGCUGCAUUGCCUGAUGGCCAUUUUACAGAUGGCUUUGACCUGGAUCUGCCGGAGAACACUGAUGCUGCUUUUCCUGUACAUGAUGUAGUCCCAGUUGUGGACAGCCUGCCCCCUCCUGCCACUGUAGUGCCCUCAACCACAGACUAUCCUGGAGAAUACGACUUCAAGUUACACUUUAAUCAGUCCAGCACUACGAAGUCGGCCACAUCAACAUAUUCUCAGCUGCUGAAUAAGCUGUAUUGUCAGCUUGCAAAAACAUGUCCUGUGGAUAUACUGGUGGGCAGAGAGCCACCUAAGGGUGCCAUGCUAAGAGCCACAGCAAUUUAUAAGAAAUCGGAGCAUGUUUCUGAGGUGGUAAUCCGCUGCCCACACCACCAGAGCGUUGCUGAAAACAAUGAAGGUGUUUCCCAUCGUAGCCAUCUCAUCCGUGUGGAGGGCAGUCAGAAAGUCCAGUAUCAUGAGGAUCCAAACACCAAGAGGCAUAGUGUGACGCUGCCUUAUGAGUCUCCACAGUUGGGUUCAGUGGUAACCACCAUACUACUGAACUUCAUGUGCAACAGCAGCUGUAUGGGUGGGAUGAAUAGGAGGCCAAUUCUCACCAUACUGACCCUGGAGACAUUUGAUGGACAGGUUCUUGGUCGCCGAUGUUUUGAAGUUCGAGUGUGUGCGUGUCCAGGCCGCGACCGCAAAACAGAGGAAGACAAUCUGAAAAAGAUUACUGGGGAGACGGUUACUGGAACAAAGAGAAAGCGUCAAAUUUCGAAUCAGUUAAAAGAGGCACUCCCUGCAGCUGCUCCUGAAUCCACUGAUGAGAUUUACAUUCUUCAUAUACGUGGGAAGGAGCGUUUUGAAAUGCUAAGGACUAUAAACGCUAGUUUGGAGCUUAUGCACAUGAUGCCUGUUGCUGACCAAGAAAAGUACAGGCAAAAACGAAGUGCCUUAAAACUUGAUCAAGCCAGUCUGCACCCGAAGAGUGGCAAAAAACCUCUUCUAAAAGAUUCAGACUAAAACAUCUUUUCAUUUUGUUACUUUUUCUGUACGCAAAAAUCAGAAGUCUGCUUAUAGCUUUUCUGAAGAUGGAAGUGUAAACUUGGAGUUCAAGCUGUUGUAUAUAUCCAACCAAAAUUUCAGAUGCUCAGAAUUUUUUUUUUUUUUUUUUUGCAUAUCAGUACUUUUAUAUUUUCUUAUUG
This is a messenger RNA of Onychostoma macrolepis, 1533 nucleotides long. RefSeq names its product cellular tumor antigen p53-like. Gene Ontology annotation, molecular function: RNA polymerase II cis-regulatory region sequence-specific DNA binding; DNA-binding transcription factor activity, RNA polymerase II-specific. Gene Ontology annotation, cellular component: nucleus. NCBI's taxonomy places the organism in Eukaryota, Metazoa, Chordata, Actinopteri, Cypriniformes, Cyprinidae. Gene Ontology annotation, biological process: protein tetramerization; regulation of transcription by RNA polymerase II; apoptotic process. The transcript is spliced from 11 exons. Bases 218 to 1351 code for a protein of 377 amino acids. The record is from RefSeq and is a predicted model, not a curated record.